UACAUAUACAGACAUACAUACAUACACAUAAAACAGAACAGACAGAUAAACAUACAAAAGAAAGGAACUCAAGCAUUUUCCAUUUAUAAAAGAAAAGUUCUAAGUUAUGCGAGUAAGUGUUCUUGUAGAAAGGUCAAAACGGAGAAUGCGUGUGAUUUCACGGAUACGUCAAAAAUAAUAAUAAUAAUAAUAUAAUAUUAAUAAUAUUAAUAGAAUAAUACUAAUAAUUACACAAUAAUAAAAAAGAAAAAACAACAAAAAAUACAAUUCGCAAGCAAACGAAACGAAUAAAGAAAAUGCCACACGACAUUUACUCUCAUCUCCUGCCAUAUAUAUAUAUAUAUAUAUAUAUAUAUACAUAUAUAUAUAUAUAUGUGUAUAUAUAUAUAUAUGUAUAUAUUAUACACAUACACAUGUACAUGUACAAUCUUCUUGCCACUACGCUCCAUUUCAUUUAAUCUAAAUUUACAUUCGUCUAUUCGACAAUUCUUGGUAGAUUAGAUAUAUACAUAAAAAAAGAAAAAGUACUACAGAAUUGAUGAUUUCGUUUCUUCGAAUUCUUUUAUGAUCAAAAUUUUGUUAUACAUAUUUUUUUUUAAUCAUUUAACAUCCAUUAAAAUCAUGAGGAAAUUUACAAAAAAGAAUAUAACUAUAUUCAUAUUUUUUUUAGUUUUUUCUAUAAUAUACUUUUUUCCAUUUAUAUGUAACUGAUACGUAACUGAUAUCUCAUAUCGUAUAUCAAAAGUAAUGAGAAACAGUGGCUAAAAGGUACAAAUGGUGAUGCAAAAUUCUUGAUAAAUUUCAUUCGUGUGACCAAAUUUUGUCUAUUAAAAAAGAAAAAAGAACAUAAAACGUACCUAAAAUAUUCUUUAUUUCAAAUUUAUUACAUUUCUUACACUUUUCAGUGAUGCAUUAAUUACGGUUCAUUUUUGUCUAAAAAUUAACUGACGAGUCUACAUCGGUCAUUUUUCUUAUCAUUAAGACCGUGUAAAUAUCUAUGUUAUCAUUAAUUAACACAUUGUUGAAUACGAUCACGAAUAUAAUCGUUUCUAUACAUGCAUAUAAUUUAUGUAAUUAUUAAAGUAUAAAAUUAUAUGUUUUUAUUACAGUAUUGUUUAUUGUAUUAGAUAGUGUUUGCCUACUUUUGAUAUAUUACAAAUUUUUCUGAAUUUUUUUAUAUUUUAAUAAAAUUUUAACUUAAUUAUGAACAUAGCCGGUGAAAUUACUAAUUGCAUAUAAUAACUGAUCAACAAUGUGUUAAGAUUAACUAUAAAUUAAUCUUACUAGAUUAUUUAUUUUAAUUAAAUUAAUAUUAACUGAAAAGUUAAUAUUAUAUAUAUAUAUAUAUAUAUAUAUAUAUAUAUUUUAGUAAGACUCUUUAUUUGUAAUGGUUUGAACGUAUAAGAUAUUACAAGUUGGAAAAAUUAUUUCGAUUAUUGAAAGCAAGAUAAUAUUUUGAGUCGUCACGAAGGACAAUUUUCAGUUAAAAGUGAUCUACGAGUUCGUAAUAACGGCACAUACGAAUUUCUAGAAAUAAUCGAAUUUCCUUCUAGAUUCUCGGUAUAUUUUUAUUUAUAUCAAUUUUGAUUGUAUAUUUUUAAUCUAUAUUGUUUUUAACGUAUUAAAGAGAUACGCGUGAAAAAAUAAAAAAAAAUGGAGGAGGAAAGUGAGUAUUAGGCCAGGUAUAAUUUCAUUUUUUGCAAUCUUUGUCUUUAUCCUUUUAAUAAGCAAAAUUUAUGAUUUCUAAUAUGUACAAAAGAAACGCGUAACAUUAUUUUAUUUUGAUUUUGUAGAAGUAAGUUUAAAUAAUAAUUCUAACUGUACAAUCCUUUCCUUAUCGAGUGGACUUAACAACGUAUACGAAUCUUUGAACAAGAAAUAUGAAACUUCUCUGACCAAAUUAGUUUGCAAUAAUCAAAAACAAAAAAAGGGAAAGUCAUAUUUUAGCGAUGAUUUAGAUAGCACUAAAUAUUUGUGGGAAGAUAUCAGUAAAGAAAAUAUCAAAUGUAAUGCCGAGGAACGAAAUAAUCGUCUUACAGAUUCCAAUUGUAUAAAAAAUACAAAUACAACGGACUUUGUUGAAAAUAAAAACGUUCCUUUACGAGUUUUAAUAAGGCAGAUGUUGGACGAAGCCUUUGGAAAACCUUGUAACGUAACCAACGUUAAUGAAGAUAGAAUAGAUUUGCAAAAUACAAAUGAUAAUAAAAUCAAUUCUAAGCGGUCAUCAUUAAUGUUAAUGAGAGAAGAUAGUAUAGACUCGAAAAAUAAAACGAAUAAUUCUUCGUCGUCUAACGAGACGUCCUUGGAUUGUGUAAAAUACAUAGAUAAUAAGUUAAUCUCUAUAGAAGAAGAAUCAGUGAAUUUUUCAUCUAAUCAUAAUACUAUUGAAUACACGGGAAUGUAUUUAAGUAGAUUAUUGAAAUUUGAACGGAAAUCCACUGAACGAAUUAAAAACAACGAUAUUGCGUCGUUGGAAGACGAUAAUGAUAAUUCUACAAAUAACGCUAAAUUUAAUAAGGAUUUUUUACGCUCUUCGGUUUUACAUGAUAUAGACGAAAAUGAGGAAAAAGAAUGUGAUGAUUCUUUGCACUGUAUGGAUUUCAUGAAAACUAAGUUACCAGUAAAUCGAGAAAUUAAUAUCGAAAAUAAAUUUGUAACUAAAAUUCAAAGUAUAAUAAAUUCUUCAAAUAAUUUAAAUUUCAAUAGUAGCGAGGAAAAAACUACAGAUUUUUUUAAUAUUUCGAAUAACGAAAACACUGUAGAAAAGAAAGAAAUGUUUCAUAAAAGAUCAAACUUAUCAAAAAGGAAGGAAACGAAAGAAAUCUCUUUGACUGAUGAUAAUUCUAUUGAUAUUGAUCAGUCUACGAAGAAUAAGUCGAAAUUUACCAGUAAAAUAACUAUAAACUUGCAAAAAUCUUACAAAAGACAACGUCAAUCUAUUACGUUGUUUCAAAUAAAAUUGUCUAAACGUACACCUAAAUUAUCUAUGAAUACGAGUAAUAAAUCGACUAAAACUAUUAUUCCUCACAAUAACGUAGUAUUAGAAAAAAAACAAAUUAAACAUACAAAUAUUUCUUCUACGAACGUAUCUAACAUAAAGAAAACUACAAAGAUCCCGAAAGUUCAACAGAAUCGAGGUAAUCAUUUUAUUAAUAUUUCGUCCUCAUUUCUAAGUAAAUGUAUUUUUUGUAAAUUUUUUCAAACUCUUCAAAAAAGUAUUUUUGUUUUGUCAGCAAAGUUAUUUAAAUCGCGUGAAAUUAAUAAAAAAAAACAGAUGUUGAUACCACAAUUAAUACUCACACCUGCCAGUCCUGAGAAUAGGGAUUAGUUAUGGAUCUAUCUUUGGUAGGAAAUACUUUUUUAUCAUAUUCUGUAUUACUAAGAACUAGCUUGUAAAUCUUUAUAAAUUAUAUAUAUUGUUUUCUUUUCUUUUAAAUAAUUUUUUACAAAGAAAAAAUGUAUCAAAACAUGUUCAUGCAGAUGAACCUAUUUUGAAUAGAUAUUUA
Molecule: messenger RNA, 3506 nt
Organism: Vespula vulgaris
Lineage: Eukaryota; Metazoa; Arthropoda; Insecta; Hymenoptera; Vespidae
Product: metabotropic glutamate receptor-like protein R
Exons: 3
Coding region: 2120-3328 (402 amino acids)
Source: RefSeq, a predicted model, not a curated record